CGGACACCACAGGAACACGUUGCUCUUAAUACCCCCCACCCCCACCCCACUCGUUCUCUUGGCUUCACUUCGUUCAAAGGAGCCAGUCUUUUGAACGGCUCUUUGAGGUAAACGGCCGACUAAUGAACGGCUCCCGUGAAAGAGCCAUAAAUCCCAUCACCAGAUGGGUGUUCACUUCACCCUCCCCACUUCCUGUGGGUGGAUUUGUUUUUCUAUUGGCCGGAUAAGAUUUCUUCAUAGUCCUGAUGAGCACAUUCACUGUACAAUCACCUCAUCGCUUGGAUUCUCUAACAAUGCUGCUGACAAACUUUUUCUGUUUGCUCCUCCUCAUGAGUGUGGACGGGGAUUCCCCUGAGGGAGAAUGCAGUUAUCAGGAAGUUUUAAAAUACCUGAAUUUGACCAAAAGUAACGAGCUGUUCUACAUGACCCGGCCUGUUAGAGACUUCAGAAAGCCCACUGAGGUAUCUCUGGAAGUUCUACUGUACGCCAUCCUGGAUGUGGUGAGUGUUAAAGUCUUUUCCUUAUUUUUGCUGACUCAACAUGAUUGCAGAAGCUUACCAUUUUUUUAUAUUUUUAUUUACCGUAUUUAUUUUAAUUUUAUUUUUUUUACAGUGGUGGUGUCUUACAACUUCUGCUAUAAUGUCACUCCUGAUACCAAAACUUUAUUGGAAAUAUUUUGGUGGUUCAAAAUACCAACAGACACAGAGACAGAAGUUGUAGGAACCCUAAGGAGACAGCCGCCAGACAACCUCCCUCCCAAGAGGCACACAGGAUUACCCCGGGGGUUGCCAGAGCCCUGGGAGAUAACAAUGGCAAGCCUCCAGGCCCACUCACAGCCUCCCACCCCCGAGCUGGCCGAGCUUGGAACACAGCAUGCUGGGACACAAGGGCGAAGCAAUUUUGAGAACCAGCAGGUUUACUCUGUGUUCACGAUUCUUCUUCCUUCUUCGGGAACUCUCUUUAAAAGCAACAUUUACUUCCUCUGCGUGACGUCCAUUCCUUCGUCUAUGAGAUUUUUUCUUUACACCAACAUUUUCCUCUCCCACGAUUUCAAACGACAGGAUGAACAUUUACUCUCUCUGGUCCCUUGUCUGUCGGACACUCAGAGAGAGAUUGACCAGACGUUCAUUCCCUAUGUUUGGAUCAUUCUGGAGUGGCAGAAUGAUUACAUUUCCUGGAAUCCCAGUGAUUUUUGUGGAAUUCAAAAUGUCACCAUCCCUACUGACAGUCUGUGGAAGCCGGAUCUGACUAUUGAAGAGAUGACAGAGAAGGACAAAGCCCCUCCAAGUCCUCAUUUAAUAAUCAACAGCUCUGGAAAAGUCAUCAUCCAGAAUGAUCAGGUGUUGGUCAGCACCUGCAGGAUGCAGAUUCACAAAUUCCCAUUUGACAUCCAGACAUGCAACUUGUCAAUCAAAUCUGUUGUCCACUCUGUUGAGGAAAUAAAACUUUUUCAUCGCUUGAACUCCUCUGUGAUCACUAACAGCUCCCGCCAGCUAAUGCGGACACAGUACGAGUGGCUGUUUGUGAACAUGACCGUCACCAGCAAAACGGUUUUUCCAUUUGGAAUUGAGCAAGAUGUGAUUAUUUACACUAUCUCCAUGAAAAGGAGGCCCACUCUCUACAUCGUUAACUUCCUGCUGCCCAUCCUCUUCUUCUUGUUUCUGGACAUGUCCUCCUUCCUGAUCUCAGACAGAGGCGGGGAGAAGCUCAGCUUUAAGGUCACCGUGCUGCUGGCCGUCACCGUGAUGCAGCUCAUCCUCAAUGACAUUCUGCCUUCGUCAUCAGAAUGGAUCCCACUCAUAAUGGUCUACUGCAUUGGGAUCUUUUCUCUGAUGAUGCUCAGCCUCCUGGAGACCAUUUUGAUGAUGUACCUGAUGGAGAGAGAGUCUGCAUCCCAAGAUGAUGAGCAGGAGAGAAACCAAGGUGGAGGAGAGGGUGGUGAAGAAAACCAAGGUCGAAAAGGAAGUCUCCACAGCUGUGAAGAAGUUAAGAACCGUACCGCGUGUCGGUGGGUUUGUGGAGCACCUGCAAAAAAGAUGCCAGCUGAACCCCUUCAGGGUUCUGGCAGUCAGCUGAUCGAGGAACCACAUUCCUCUGAAAUGUUCUCAGGAGAACUAAAUGACUUGAUUAAAACGAUGAAUGUCCUCCUCAGUGGCAUACAAGAGGAGAGGAAGACCAGCUACUGGACCAGAAAAAUUAAGACCAUCAACAAAGUUUAUUUUGUUUUCUAUGUUACAGCUGCCAGUCUGUUCUUGUGCUUUAUGUUUUACAGCUGGUUAAGCACAGACUAGCCUUUCCGAAACAAAACAAAAAACAACAUCAAAAAUAAGUUGUGAGGCUGACUCACAACUGGUUUUUGAGUGCAGAAUUGUUUUAUGUUAGCAACAAUAAAUACAAAUUGCAUAGCUGUUUAUUAAAAUGAUUAAUAAAGUGUAUGCAUUGCACUGUCUGUGAGAAGAUGUUUGAGCUAACAAAAAGGGAAUUUCAAGGUUUCUCUUUAAAAUGGCCCCAAUUUGGCACAAAUCUUUUUUGGUCUUACACCAGUGAAGUAUUAGGUUGAGUACUUUCAUUCAAAACCUGCCACAUCCACCCCUUUACAUGUCUUCCACGUUUGGUAGAAGA
Molecule: messenger RNA, 2622 nt
Organism: Nothobranchius furzeri (turquoise killifish)
Lineage: Eukaryota; Metazoa; Chordata; Actinopteri; Cyprinodontiformes; Nothobranchiidae
Source: RefSeq, a predicted model, not a curated record